Guillardia theta CCMP2712 is the source of this 2445-nucleotide messenger RNA. RefSeq lists its product as hypothetical. The transcript has 25 exons. The record is from RefSeq and is a predicted model, not a curated record. Bases 1 to 2445 code for a protein of 814 amino acids. NCBI's taxonomy places the organism in Eukaryota, Cryptophyceae, Pyrenomonadales, Geminigeraceae. Gene Ontology annotation, molecular function: protein binding.
AUGUGCUAUCAUAGCCUCAAGGAUUUUCAAGCAUCUGCAAGUCCACUAGAGACUAUCAGAGUUGGGAAUAGCAACGUUCAGUACAACGAGGAACACAACUCGUUUCUCCUUUACAACCCAACGAACAAGAAGACUCUAGAGUUCAUGUGCGACACGAUGGAUGAUGUCAGCCUCUCCAAGCAAGUGCACGUCGAGUCUGACCCGAGGCUACCGGCUGACGAGGAGAAGAACACGAUUGUUCUCGAGGGAUUUCUCGACUUGUGGUCCAAAUAUGCGGCGAGAUGGGAGGAGAAGUACAUCGUUCUGACCAAGCGAGAGCUGCUGGUCUUCAGCGCCGAUGAAGAGACUUUCUCCGACGACAAGGCUGAGGCGCGGAUUCUGCUACGGCGAGCAACGGCAUCAGAUGCAUCAGAUGCAUCAGAUGCGCAAGAAGAAGAUCGGUAUGUCCUUCGAGUGUUCGAUGGCAAGAGGAGGAAGGAGUACCUGCUUGCCGCCUCCUCCGAGCAGAACAUGAUCGACUGGCUGGACGCGAUCUUGGAAUCCAUAGAGCCGCCAACCCCCGUGGUGUACAAGCCAGUGCCUCACGACGAAGAUACCAUGCAUCGAAGAAGUAAGUUCGCUCUCGAGACCAUCAGCUCGGAGAAUGCGAACGAGGCUGACGAGUAUAGUCACGACAAGAGGAAGCUGAAUGCGCUCGAGUCUGAGAGCGAGAGGCUCUCCCAACCAUCGAGAGGGUCAACCGCCAACAAGACAAGCGUGACAGUGAGGGAUCGUUUCAUGUACAUCAAGGAGGUCGCAGCCUUGAGGAGAAGCGCAGAGGAAGAGCUCUCCUGCAGACUUCAAGUGACUCCUCACGCCUCUUCCAUUCUCCUGAUGCUUCGCAGCUUGCAAAGGAAGUUCGACGACUGGAAAACGAGCUCAAAGAGCUUCAGCGGCAGCUCGACGUGCUUGUCUUGCUGUCUGCAGUCAAAUGAUGAGAAGAUGAUGACAGGAGUCGAGUGCGAGAAGGGGAGGGCAGCGAGAGAUGCUGAUGGAGCUCGCAAGAGCAGCGCAUCUGAUUGCUCGGCAGCUACGCGAGGCGACGAGACGCCAGAAAAGCGCAGCCACGUCGUCUCAGCCUUCGCACGAGAAGCUGCGAGGCUGAUGGAGGAGAACAGCAAGAACAAACUUCUUGCCGCUUCUCAGAUGAUGAGACGCGUCCAACUGGAAGUGACGCGCGAGAAGAUGGCAGAAGAUGUGAAGGACCUUUGCUUCCUUGCUCCUCCCUCACUUCCUCUCCCUAAGAUUUUCUCCUCUUCUCCUGCCUGGCUUGGACGUGCCAUCCAUACCCUCACUUGGAAGCUCGACGACACGGCCAAUAGCGAGCGAAAUUCAAGUCGUCUGGUGAAGGAGAUCGAGGAUGAGAGCAAAGAAGAAGAAGCAAGCCUGCGUCGAAAACUGGACAAAGUGAUCCAAUCCAACGCCAAAUUCCGCCAGAUGAUUCAAGACGCGGCCAAGGGCAAGGCAGAGAAGCUGAGGAGACUUGAAAGAGACGCGGAGAAGCUCGCGGAGCCGCAGCUCCCCCUCAUCCUCACGCGCGAUGCAAGAUUCCGCAGGGCCUGUCUGGAGAGCGUCGACCAUUGCGACAAGAUGCGACUGGAGGCUGUGGAGAGCGGGUACUGUGAAGCUCGAAGAGAGAUGGUGGAGAAAGAGCUUGAGAGGGACGGGGCCGGGAGGGUCAACGGCGAGCAGGCGUUUCCUGUCAUCGCUUCCAUUCUCCCUGGAUCCUCUGCGGCAGCAGCCGCCAGGAGCAGCCGCGUGCUGUCAGCUGGGUGUGAGCUCCUCAAGAUCGACGGGCAAGACUUGAAAGGGGUGAGGGCGGAGGAGGCGACGAUACUCUCCUACGGCGCCCCAGGCACUCACUCCGUCAUUCUUGUCCGCAAGGAGAUGGACGGCAAGCAGACCUCCGAUGAACUCGCUCUCGUCCGAACUGCGACAGCUCAGUCUGACCCGGCAUGGAAGUAUGCGGCGAGCAUGGAGCGGAAGGCCUCGUCCGCAUCUUCUCAACUGGAUGACGUGCAGAUCUCAAUCGCGAAGUUGGCAGGGCGAAGCUCAGCCCGAGAACAAGAGGUCAAGGCGUUGGAGAAAGAAAGAAUCCAAACGAUCUCAAAGAUUCGAAGGAUGCAGUCCGUCUGCAGGACUUUGCUGUUGCACGUCAAUGAUGCGCAGACAAGACAAGGAAGGAGACUCGGCCCUCAAGACACGCUCGGGGAGAGCAGGACGAGUGGGGGUGUCAAUGGCAGGGGCGCGAUGGAGGAGGAAGGAGAAGAAUCAGCUGAAGACGGUCAUGCAUACAUCUUGCUGGACCCAGAUACGCUGAGACCUGUCAGAGAGGGAAGAGACGAGAGGACGGGCCUCAAGAGCAUGCUCUCCGACCUCUUGGGGACUGCAGCUUUUGACUUUUGA